This is a messenger RNA of Oryza brachyantha (malo sina), 1445 nucleotides long. Its product is annotated as AT-hook motif nuclear-localized protein 19-like. The transcript has 2 exons. The record is from RefSeq and is a predicted model, not a curated record. NCBI's taxonomy places the organism in Eukaryota, Viridiplantae, Streptophyta, Magnoliopsida, Poales, Poaceae. Gene Ontology annotation, molecular function: DNA-binding transcription factor activity; minor groove of adenine-thymine-rich DNA binding. Bases 304 to 1113 code for a protein of 269 amino acids. Gene Ontology annotation, cellular component: nucleus.
UAUACCCACUUGCCUCCUCUUCUCAGCUUCUUCUAAGCAGAAGCUACUCUUCUUCUUCCUCCUCUCUUCUUCUUGAGCUCUCCAAGCUACACCUACUAAGCCUCCCACUUCACAUACAAAGCUAGGUCCAAACCUAGCUUGGCCAGCUUGAGAGGAAGGGAGCUAGAGAGCAUCACUUGAGCUAGCUGCAUGCUUCUCUAGCUAGCUCUCUGUGUAUCACUCUAGCUACCUCUACAAGACCAAUUAGUACAAGUCCUGCACCAAGCCGUCAAGCUGGCGAACCGGUCGUGGUGGACGGGGCCUAUGGGCUUGCCGGAGCAGCCGUCCGGCUCGUCGGGCCCCAAGCCGGAGCUCUCGGCGGCGGCCAAGGAGCCAGAGGCCAGCCCGACGGGUGGAGCGGUGGCCGACCACGCCGACGAGAACAAUGAAUCCGGCGGCGGCGAGCCGCGCGAGGGCGCCGUGGUCGCGGCGCCCAACCGGCGCCCCCGCGGCCGCCCGCCGGGCUCCAAGAACAAGCCGAAGCCGCCCAUCUUCGUGACGCGCGACAGCCCCAACGCGCUGCGCAGCCACGUCAUGGAGGUCGCCGGCGGCGCCGACGUGGCCGACGCCAUCGCGCAGUUCUCGCGCCGCCGCCAGCGCGGCGUCUGCGUGCUCAGCGGCGCGGGGACCGUCGCCAACGUCGCGCUGCGCCAGCCGUCCGCGCCUGGCGCCGUCGUCGCCCUGCACGGCCGCUUCGAGAUCCUCUCCCUCACCGGCACCUUCCUCCCGGGCCCCGCGCCACCGGGCUCCACGGGGCUUACCGUCUACCUCGCCGGCGGCCAGGGCCAGGUCGUCGGCGGCAGCGUCGUGGGGUCGCUCAUCGCCGCGGGGCCAGUCAUGGUGAUCGCGUCCACGUUCGCUAACGCCACCUACGAGCGCCUGCCACUGGAGGAAGAGGAGGAGGGCGCAGGCCCGCCGAUGCCCGGCGGCGCCGAGCCCCUCAUGGCCGGCGGCCACGGGAUCGCCGACCCUUCGGCGCUGCCAAUGUUCAACCUGCCUCCCAGCAACGGGCUCGGCGGCGGCGGCGGCGGCGACGGCUUCCCAUGGCCGGCGCACCCCCGCCAACAGUACUGAUCGACGGCAGCAAUGGCCGGCCUGCAUGGUUACUGUUCCAUUGGAGGGGAGACGACAUGAUCGAUCGAUCCAAGUGAUGCAAGAUCAGUGGCGCCAUUAAUUAGGUUAGUACAUAUGAUGAAGUGGUGAUUAGACUGCUCCUACUGCUGCUACUUAAUUUGUUGUGGUGAAAUAAUUAAGGUAAGGUGAUCUAUGAUGCUUGUGGUUUAAUUUGUACUUAUUUGAGCUAGCUAGCUAAUCUAGCUCGGAUGAUGAUGCAUGCGAUGUUUGGUGUUUCUGAUCGAUGUUGUUUUUUUUCUUGUUCUAAGUUAAUUUAGAGGUAAUUUGUCUGA